UGCCUUUAGAUGCCUAAAUAUAAAAGUAGUUUCCAGGAUAUUCGGUUAAAUAAUGAUAGUUACACUUCUUGGCUUCAGAAAGAUAAAAAUCCUAGCCUUGCAAGAUGCAAAGUUUGUUUUAAGUAAUUCUCAGUAGCAGCCAUGGGUAUAAAGGCUCUUGAUGUACAUGGGAGAGGAGCAAAACACAUAGAGCGAUUGCCUAAAGAGGGUUAUUUUUUUUGUUUAAAGAAACUUUGCAAUCAGUACCACAGAAGCCUACCUCAUCAAAACAAUGUAUUAUUUCAGAUAUGCUUCAAAAGGAAGCAGUUUUGAAAGCAGAGUUAAUUUGGUGUUUAGAUAUUGUUCAAAGCAAAUACUCUUUUAGAUCAAGUGAGAAUAAGUCUAAACAAUUUGCUUCCAUGUUUCCAGAUAGCAAAAUUGCCAGCAACUUUUCCUGUGGUCGAACAAAGUCUGGCUAUAUUGUAACUCAUGGUCUUGCCCCUUAUUUUAAAAACAUUCUGAUAAAAGAUCUUAACCUGUUGAUAACUUUGUGUGUCUUUUUGAUGAGUCUUACAAUAAAAUUGUAAAGAAAGGUCGAAUGGACUUACAUGUAAGAUAUUGGAAUGAAGAGAGUAUUACUGUUUGCACAAGAUAUUAUACUUCAGAGUUCAUGAGAAAAGCUGCAGCCCCAGAUAUUCUAAAUAUGUUUAAAUCCUGCAUGACUGGUUUAAAUGCUGAAAAAAUGUUUCAGGUUUCUAUGGAUGGCCCUAAUGUAAAUAAACUGUUUUUGGAAAUGCUCAACAAAGAACGUCAUAACAAUGAAUUAAGUACACUCAUCGAUAUUGGUACCUGUGGUUUACAUACUAUCAAUGGAUCCUUACAAACUGGUGCUAAAGCUACUGAUUGGAGCUUAAGGAAGUUAAUGUCUUCAAUGUACCAAAAAUUUCAUGAAAGUCCAUCAAGAUUAAGUGAUUAUAAAAGAAUAGCUGAGGCAACAAGUUCAGAUUUUCCUUACAUGUUUUGUGGUACUCGAUGGGCUGAAAAUCAAAGUGUUGCCAAGAAAGCAAUAGAGGUUUGGUCAAAAGUAGUAUUAGUUGUUGACUACUGGAAGUCUUUACCAAAGAGUAAGCAACCUGGAUGUGGUAAAUCAGGACAAAACACCAGCUUUGAACAUUUAAGUUCUCGAACAAAUGAAUUUUUAGUUCCUUUAAAGUUGAAGUUUUUUGAAGAAAUUAGUGGCAGUCUAAAUACAUUCCUUGUUUCUUUUCAAACUGAUAAACCAAUGACUCCUUUUCUGGUGGUGACACUUGAAGAACUACUACACAACUUUUAUGCAAAGUUCAUUCAAUUAGAUGUUCUUUUAAAUGCCAAAACUACAACAUCUUUGUUAAAAAUAGAUUUGUUUAAUUUCGCAAACUGGCUUUCAACCAGCCAAAUUGAUGUUGGUUUUUCAUUGAAGUUUUAUCUCCAGCAACUUAAGAGUAAGGGAAAGAUUACCGAUGUUCAAAUUGAUAAGUUCAAAAAGGAAAUAUGUGAUUUUCUUGUCUCAAUGUGUACUCAUAUUAUUGAGAAAAGCCCUUUGUCUUCACUGGUUGCUCGCUGUCUGGUGUGUAUUUCCCCAUCAUUUAUGGUUGAAUAUCCAGAAAAGUGUGAUUAUUUUUUUGACAAACUGUUGAUAAAGCUUGUUACUUACAAGAAAAUUAGAGCUUCUGUUGGUGAUUUAGCUAAGAAAGAAUAUUCCAGGUUCUGUAAAAGUGUGGUUGUUGAUAACAAAGAAGUAUUUUUGACUUUUGAUAAAGAUAAGGAUUGUUUGGACUACUUUUUGUGGAAAUACACUGAUUUAAAGAUAUAUGCAAAUCUACAGCACAUUUCAAAAUUAUACUCAUUUUAUCCCACAGACAAGCUCAAGUUGAAAGAGAAUUUAGCAGCAAUAAAAGUCUGAUCGAUGACAAUAUGUCCCCAGACACUAUUAUCUCUUUACGUUCAAUCCAAGAUUACCUCACAUUUCAUGGGUUUAUGGCUCAUGAAGUUGAAAUAAAAAAAACAAAAGAUUUAUUAGAUUAUUGCAAACAAGCAAGAAAAAAGUAUUUUGAUGAUCAACAUUUAAAAGCCCUGUCUGUAGAAAAAACAGUGAAAAUGGAAGCAAAAAGAAAAAUUAUAGAAGAUAUUGAAAUUGUCAAUACUGAAAUUCGACAGACAUUAUCUAUGAUU
Hydra vulgaris (swiftwater hydra) is the source of this 2190-nucleotide messenger RNA. RefSeq lists its product as uncharacterized. Lineage: Eukaryota; Metazoa; Cnidaria; Hydrozoa; Anthoathecata; Hydridae. The record is from RefSeq and is a predicted model, not a curated record.